Solenopsis invicta (red fire ant) is the source of this 416-nucleotide messenger RNA. RefSeq names its product 60S ribosomal protein L38 (gene RpL38). Bases 156 to 383 code for a protein of 75 amino acids. Gene Ontology annotation, cellular component: ribosome; cytosolic large ribosomal subunit. The transcript is spliced from 5 exons. Lineage: Eukaryota; Metazoa; Arthropoda; Insecta; Hymenoptera; Formicidae. Gene Ontology annotation, biological process: translation; protein-RNA complex assembly. The record is from RefSeq and is a predicted model, not a curated record. Gene Ontology annotation, molecular function: structural constituent of ribosome.
UUCGAAUUCAGUUGCUGUCAUUGCUGAUUUGACCAGCUCUGAGACUUAACCUAAGCUGACAAAUCGCGACUCGCUUCUCCCUGUGAGCGUUUCUCCCUUUCCGUGAACGUGCGUUCAGAGUUUAUCAGACUACUCUAAUUAAUCAUAAAGAAAAUAUGCCACGAGAAAUCAAAGAGAUCAAGGACUUUCUGCUGAAAGCCAGGAGGAAGGAUGCAAAGUCUGUGAAAAUUAAGAAGAACGCAGACAAUGUCAAAUUCAAAGUUCGCUGCUCUCGAUUCUUAUACACCCUCGUAAUCACAGAUAAGGAGAAGGCUGAGAAGCUCAAGCAAUCCUUACCACCAGGUUUACAAGUAAAGGAAGUAAAAAGGAGUGAGCGUGUGUAAAAUGAUUAAAUAAAAUGAUGUUUUUAAACACGA